UCCAACAAGGGCCGCUUUUGUGCGAAGCAUCAUCAAACUCACAUGGUUAAGUGGCGGAGCUCGGCAGGGCUGCGCGCACAACAGCUGACGGCGAGGCACCGAGCGCCUUCCGAGCUGCAGCCUCCAUCGCCGGACGCCAUGGAGAACGGCAAACCUGAAGACCAAGACAGCGAAAUGGAGGAGGUGAACUUGCAGAUCGCUCAGCUCCAAGCCAUGGCAAUGGAGCUGAAAGCAGGCCUGAUGGGGGCGAUCCAGGAGCUCUCUGUUCUUAAGCAGCAAGACGGAAGCCUUGAGGAGAGGAUGAUGAGCUACCAGGGUGAUGUGGAUGAGAAGAUAUUGGGGAUAAAGAACUCCUUGAACACCUUUAAGGAGGACCUGAGCACCGCCUUGUCCCAGAUCAAGGAGAUCAACAGCAGACACAAGGAGAUGCAGCGUGGCUUGGAGCUCUUCCAGUUGGAGGUGGGCAGGGAGCUUCUCUCGGCUCAGCAGAGGAAGGCUGAAUUGAAGGACGAUCCUCUGGCAGAUGGACCCAAGUAUCCACAGGAGCUCAGUAUCAUCCAGCACUACUUCUCAAGCCUCCCGAAUGGCUCAGGCCAGAAACACACCACGUCUGUGCCAUCUACCAACUCGGAGCAGGACGGCGGGCGUCCGCAGCAGAUGCGAGGCGCAUCCAGAUCUCCUCUGUGGCGGGAACGGCGGGACAGCAGGGAUACGACAGAUGGACAGGAGAGUCAGGAGAACGGUAAGAGGCAGACGGCUGCUCUGGAGCUGCUGGAAUCCGAGAGGGUGUACGUCUCCUACCUGUCCCUCCUGCUCAAAGCCAACAUCACCUUCAACGGCUCGGAGACCGUGCACGUCAAAGAUAAAAGGCCCUUCCCCAGCUCCCUGCGCUUCCUCAUCCAGCAGCACCUGGAGCUGCUGCACAUCCUGCAGGAGCGUGUGCUCAAGUGCCAGUGGCAAGGCAUCAUGGGAGAUGUGUUCAUGAGGCUCACCAGCAAAGAAAGUGAUUUCCUGGACUACUACGUGGCGUACCUGAAGGAGCUUCCGGAAUGUCUGUCAGCACUUAACAUGUACAGUGCUGCUUCUCUGAAGGCCGCCAGCUUGUCUGAGGCUGACAUUGUUGGGGAUGAAAUGCGGCCUCCCCUCCACACCCUGCUCCUCCAGCCAGUGCAGCGCAUCCCAGAGUACCUCCUGCUUCUGCAGAACCUGCUGAAGCAGACAGAUGUGGAGCAUCCAGACUACUACCUGCUGCUGGUCUGUAUCCAGCAAUUCAGAGCUUUCACGGGACAGUACAGCCACCUUCUCCAGCACAACGAAGACCUGCUGCUGCAGAACCGGAAGGAGCUCAAAAGGUCUGCCAUGAAGCAGCUCUUCAGGACAGUGGACUGUGGGGUUCCAGCUGAACAGAUGGGGUCCCCCUUCCCCACCAGCAAUGGCUUGCUACAACAUGCCAACCAGGUAAAGAGGAGCAAGCAGAGGCUUCUGGAGCAGAUGCAAUGCAAGCGCUUCCAGGACUGGGAGGCCGACCCACGGCACUACAACUCCCAAGAUGGGGCUUCGCCAGUCUCCUUCUAUGCUUCGGAGAUGGAUCCACGACUCAAGUCUCCAGCGCUCCAGAGCAUCCCAGAGGCCGACCAGGAAAGUGCCACUGUGGAGCCACCGGCAUGCAGGCGCCUGCCACCGGGAUCUGUCUUGGCUGAUGCCACGGGUCACUUCCUGCUACCAGGUGCGACACCCAGCUUGGAGGGACUCUACGAGGAUGGAGACUCACUCCACAAUGUCUCGCUCUUUGACCACUGCUCCAGCGCCUCUUCUGACUCCAGCAUUGACAUCGCCUUUGUGCGCUGCCCCAAAAGCCAUGUCCGGGAGCCCUAUCCUGGAGGAAGCAGCAGCGGUAGCCGGGACGGUGGCUACAAGUACCCCAACCGGGGCUCCGUGUCACCAGAUGAGACAGGCCUGAUGCGCCAUAGAUCUCUGCAGGCUGUGCAGCGCAAGAGCAAGUCCCUGAACGGUCUGCAGCUGGACACGUCCACAGUCUCUGAUGGCAGCGGCCCUGCUGACUUGGCCCACCCCAAAGGCCACAGCCCUCAUGGAAGCCAACAGCACACCAAGGUGGAACGUCAGUCCAGCAAGGGCUCCGCCAACCGCAAGCUACAGAGGAGCUUGAGCCCCUUGCAGAGAGUGGACGCCGAGAGUUGCACCACCACAGAGGAGGAGCUCCGCCGAGAUCAUGACAAGGAGCCCACAGGCCAGGUCUGGCCGGAGGAGACCAAGUGGAGGGGCGGCACCGAAGAGAACAGCCAGGCUGCCUUCAGCGAGAGGGGCCGCAAACAGGAUCAGAAAGGGGGUUUUAGGAGCUCCUUCAAGAAGCUCUUCAAGAAAAAGUCGGGGGGUGACUGCAAAGACAAAGGCAGCGAGAAGUCAGAGUCUCAGGCGUACAGCGAUCACGAGUCCACCAAGACGCCCCGAAUCACUCGUCUCGGAGACGUCGACAGGGGAACGGCGGUGUGAACCCAGCGCCACCUACAGGGCUACACGCGGCUGCGCUCGCAUCUACUCUGGCGUUGCGUCAUGAGGAACAUUAGCAGGGACAGCUGUGCCUCGCAGGUCAAUGUUACCGGACUCUCUCAUUUUAAUGACAGCUAUAUCUCUUCAGCUGCCACUCCGUUUCACUGCCGCCCAACAUCUCUUUGAACAUGGUAUGUUAGUAAAUGUUAUAAUGACUGUUUGGAUAAUGACUAUGAAAUUAUUCUUUUUAUGUAAUGUUUCCUUGAAAGACAGCUUUAUAUAUACUCAUUUUUGUACAGUUUCCUCAACUUCAAAGACUUAUGCUGUUGGUGAAAAAGAGAAAAACAUAACAAGCUAAGAUACGGUCUUUAUGUUGCACUAAGACAUUUUUAAUGGCAAAUUUAAAAAGCCUAAAAACACAAUCAUGGGAUCUCUUGCUUUUCUACACUUCAAAUAGCUCAUGGUUUUAUAAGCAGAGCAUUUUUUUGAUUAAUGGCACUCUAUGCUUUUGUGGUUUUUUAUGUUGUUGCCGAGACUGUCUCAAUGCUAGACAUCAUGUCAAGAAUGUUGUCUCCUUUGUCUUGGAAGCACAGACUACCAGUAGCAGACACACAUGGCCCAAGGCAGAGAAAUAAACUGGUAAACAGUCAAGGACACAAAAAAGACCAUUUAUCUGUUACGUCAGCAGAUGACAAAACACCCACAAACCAGGUCUUCCAUAAUUUUUUGAAUAUAUGAAAAACAAUUUCUGUACAAUACUGUACCUGAUCCCCAAACAUCAGAUGUUUUCAUCAAAGUCCUGAUGAAGAUCCAAGUGUAUUAAAACACUGAUUCUUCUUAAGUGCAGGAAAGGAGGGUAAUUAAGGAUGGUGUACAAGGAUGUAUGAACAUUAUGUUUCUAUUUAUUUAUCAUUAAUACCUGGAGUCACUGUGGAUGAUUUUUGUUCCUUUCCUUUCUUUUGUGGUGAAGUCUAACUCUCCAGGUCAUGGAUUUCGACAACUAGCUACCACCCCGCUUUCCAGACUUUGUCCAAGUCUCAAAACAUACGAAAUAUAAAGCACCUUGGUAACAUUCAUUUCGGCAGGCUGACACCGUCAUUGUCCUAGAAACGAGACCCAAGACACUGAUUAUGAAUCUCAUGAGGGUUUUCUUCUUUGUGUUUGUAAUUUCCUUCAAGGAAACCUUGGUCUUUCACUUACCUGCAAAAGCCCCCAAAGGGGUUCAGGAAACCAUUUGAAGAUAAUGUAUAUAUUAGAGAUGAAUAACAUUAGUCUUCUAAAUCUUCAGCCUACUGUCUUUAAUCAGGUACUUAACCCUGAGAGAAUUCUUAAUGUUUUCAUCCUUUUACACUUUAAAAUCUGCUAAUUGAAAUGUGAUGU
Scleropages formosus (Asian bonytongue) is the source of this 3888-nucleotide messenger RNA. It is a transcript of the gene arhgef33, whose product is annotated as Rho guanine nucleotide exchange factor (GEF) 33. The coding region runs from base 43 to 2511 and encodes 822 amino acids. The transcript has 15 exons. The record is from RefSeq and is a predicted model, not a curated record. Gene Ontology annotation, molecular function: guanyl-nucleotide exchange factor activity. NCBI's taxonomy places the organism in Eukaryota, Metazoa, Chordata, Actinopteri, Osteoglossiformes, Osteoglossidae.